AUGGACAACCCGCUGCUGCCCUCCGUGCUGGAGAAGUUCCCGGGGGUGGAGGCCUGGCGCACGGCUGGGCGGCGGCAGCCCUUGACUGCACGCGGCGGCGGCGGCGGCGACUUGCAGGGCAGGUGCAGGGCGAGUCUGCGGUGGGGCAGUCAGCACAGCCGCGUGCACGCGCAAGAGGGCGAGCUCAGCGCGCUCGGCUGCGCUGCCGCGCUGCGCCGUCCCAGGGGCCUGCCGGAGUGGCAGCAGCAGCUGUCCAGCGGGUGCUGCUUGGCGCACGCGCAGUCUGCAGUGGGGCAGGCCAGCAGCCUGCCCUGGCCGCCAGAUGCGAACGACUGGGACCUCAAGGGCCUCGAGAUGUUCGUGGGCAGCGGCGGCUUCCUCAAGCCGAAAAGGCGGGCAGAGGCGCCGAAGCCCGCGCCAGCGCCGGCGCCGCCAGCUGCUGGCGGCCCCGCCCCGGCCGCCGCAGCUGCCUCUGCGCCAGGGGCGCCGGCGGAGAAGGGCUACCCCGCCGGGAGAGCCGCGCCAGCGCCAGCCGCCAUCACCAGCGGCGGCCGCCGCCUCGGCCGUGGCGCCCGUGGCAGGCGGCGGGGAGGGCUCGGAUGGCUUGCCACCGCUGGCCUUUGAGGAGGUGAGCUGGUGUGAGGCGAAGGGGGCCUUCAUGCUGCUCGUUCGUGUGCACUGCGAGGAC
Prorocentrum cordatum is the source of this 688-nucleotide messenger RNA. The record is from the annotation of a GenBank genome assembly. Lineage: Eukaryota; Dinophyceae; Prorocentrales; Prorocentraceae.